Synchiropus splendidus (mandarinfish) is the source of this 5289-nucleotide messenger RNA. Its product is annotated as complement C3-like. The record is from RefSeq and is a predicted model, not a curated record. Gene Ontology annotation, cellular component: extracellular region. Gene Ontology annotation, molecular function: endopeptidase inhibitor activity; protein binding. NCBI's taxonomy places the organism in Eukaryota, Metazoa, Chordata, Actinopteri, Syngnathiformes, Callionymidae. Bases 28 to 5040 code for a protein of 1670 amino acids. The transcript has 43 exons.
GAAUCACCGCAGAAGAUAAAAACCUAGAUGCACCAGAGGUGGACAGAUUCCAUGACAGCAGCUGGACAUCACAGCAGGAUGGGUGGAAGUGGACUGUGGCUGCUGGUGCCUGUGGCCUUUGCCUGCUUCUCUUCUCUGGCAGAGGCAGCUCCUUUGACGCUGAUGUCAGUUCCCAGCAUAAUGCGAGUGGGCUGGCCUGAAAAUAUCUUUGUGGAGUGUCAGAACUGCUCUGGUGGUGAAAUCGGGGUCAAUGUCUACGUCAAGGAUUUUCCAUCUAAAGCCAACAUUCUCGCACAGACCAUGGUGAACCUGAACACAGGAAACGGUUUUCAGGGACUCGCAGCAGUUACGAUCCCUGUCGAAGGCUUCAGCCACGAUCCCAAUGCAAACCAGUUCGUGUACCUUCAGGCCCAGUUUCCUGACCGACUAUUGCAGAGAGUGGUCAUGGUCACUUUCCAGGCAGGCUACAUGUUUAUACAGACUGACAAGACCCUCUACACACCCAACACCAAAGUCUACUACAGGGUGUUUGGUUUGACGCCCCAAAUGGGAGCUAUAGAAACAGAUGCAUCAGUGGCCAUUGAGAUUAUGACACCUGAAGGACAUGUUGUGCAUGAUGAUCAAAUCGCUCUGAAUUCGGGGUUACUGAAUGGUGAAUAUCAACUGGGUGAAUUAGUCAGCCUUGGAGUGUGGAAAGUUGUCACCCGGUUCCAGGGCAGCCCACAGAAAAAGUACUUUGCAGAGUUUGAGGUCAAAGAAUACGUGCUCCCCAGUUUUGAGGUUAAGUUGAAGAGUCAGCGACCAUUUUAUUUUAUAAACGAGCCUGAACUUACUAUCGACAUCCGAGCCACGUAUCUGUUUGGAAAAGAAGUGGACGGCGUCGCAUAUGUGAUAUUUGAGAUCGACACAGAGGACCAGAGGAUCAGUUUGCCAGGUUCACUGCAGAGAGUUCAGAUCGAGAAAGGCAAAGGCACAGUGACUCUGAAGAGAGAGCACAUCACCCAAAUGUUCCCGAACAUUCAAGAGCUGGAGGGAAAAUCUAUUGUUGUAGCUGUCAGGGUGCUGACAUCGACGGGCAGUGACAUGGUGGAACAGGAAUUGAAGGGGAUUCUAAUCGUGUCAUCACCAUACACCAUCAACUUCAGAAGAACGCCCAAAUACUUCAAACCAUCACUGUCUAUGGAUGUUUGGGUUGAAGUCCUCAACCCGGAUGGCAGCCCUGCGGGGAAUGUUCAAGUUACAGUGAAUCCUGGCCGGCGUCUGGGUGUUACCAAUGACGAUGGCAUUGCCAAGGUUCCAAUUGAUACCGCUUCAGGUGACACAAGACUGAGGAUCAGUGCAGCAACAAAUGACCCCAACAUUCAGGGCCACCAAGCGACAGCUACCAUGGAAGCAACAGCCUAUCAGUCCAACAGCCGCAACUAUAUCAGCAUUUCGGUGAACACAGAAGCCAAGUUGAAACUGGGAGACAACAUGAAAGUCACUUUGAACAUGAACAUGCAGAACAACAAAGACAACAUCGACAUCACAGUCCUGCUCAUGAGCAAGGGACAGCUGGUGCGCUCCUUCCGUGAAAAGAAACGAGGCAUUAUGGCAAACCUCAUCAUUCUCAUCACCAAAGAGCUGGUGCCGUCCUUCCGAAUCAUUGCUUACUACCACGCCGCUGAAAAUGAGCUGGUGUCUGACUCCAUUUGGGUGGAUGUUCAUGACACCUGCACAGGGACGCUGAAGCUGGAAAUAAAUGGUGGCUCUAAACCAUUGGAACCCAGCGUAAUGUUUGGUCUGAAGGUGACUGGAGAUCCAGGAGCAGCUGUGGGACUGGUGGCCGUGGACAAAGGAGUCUACGUUCUUAACAACAAACACCGGCUCACACAACAAAAGAUUUGGGACCUGGUGGAGAAGCAUGACACUGGCUGUACCCCUGGUGGAGGGAGGGAUGCCAUGAAUGUCUUCUAUGAUGCAGGACUUCUUCUUGAGUCCAGCACUGCGUCUGGAACCCAGCACAGGAAAGAGUUGAAGUGUCCAACGAUCAGCAGGAGGAGACGAUCCCUGACCCUGAGAGAAGUCACAGAAAGUUUAGUGAGUAAUUUUACAGAAAAGUUGGAGAAGGAAUGUUGUCAGGAGGGAAUGACACAAACCUUGCUGUCAUACUCCUGCGAGACACGGAGCGAGUACAUCACAGAAGGACCUGCUUGUGUUGCCGCCUUCAUGUACUGCUGCACACAGUUAGGGAGCAAACAGGCUGAAAUGAAGCACAACGCACUUCUACUGGCUCGUGUUGACGAUGAUGACGACAGCUACAUAGACAGUAAUGACAUUAGGUCUCGCUCCAAGUUCCCUGAGAGCUGGCUGUGGACAUACAUCCAUCUUCCAGCAUGCGCCCCAGGAGAGCGCAAGUGUGAAACAAAAUCGAUUCAGAAAGAUUUUCCACUCCAGGAUUCAAUCACAACCUGGCAGGUGACCGGCAUCAGUCUGUCCAAAAGCAACGGAAUAUGUGUCGGUGAUCCACUGGAGGUGAUAGUGGAGAAGGCAUUUUUUGUUGAACUCAAAUUGCCUUAUUCAGCUGUCAUUGGGGAGCAAAUUGAAAUCAAAGCAAUCCUCCAUAACUAUCGGGACAAGGGUGCUACGGUGCGAGUGGAUCUUAUAGAGAAGCCGCAUGUGUGCAGUUCAGCAUCCAAACGCGGGAAAUACAGGCAGGAAGUGACAGUUGGACCACAAUCCACCAGAUCUGUCCCAUAUGUUAUCAUUCCCAUGAAGGAAGGAGAGCACCAGAUCGAGGUCAAAGCUGCUGUGAGAGACACUGAGCUCACAGACGGUAUCCAGAAGCCGCUUCGUGUGGUGUCCAGAGGCGUUCUGGAAAAAUCUCCUCUGAUAGUGCAUCUUGAUCCUGCCAAAGAAGGUGUCGAUGGCAAGCAGACGAUAUCUCUCAACAGUGGAAUCCCCAAGAAAGACAUCGUCCCAAAUUCACCCACCAACACAUAUAUCUCAGUGACAGGCAGAGAGGAUUUAAGUGUCGUGUUGGAAAAUGCAAUUCGAGGAACCGCAAUGGAGCAAAUGAUCUCCCAGCCAUCAGGCUGUGGUGAGCAGAAUAUGAUCGGCAUGACUCUGCCUGUCAUUGCGACCUUAUACCUGGACAGAACUAACCAGUGGGAAGAUGUUGGCUUGAGCAAACGUGAUGAAGCACUGCAACACAUUGAAACAGGUUACACACAUGAGCUAAAGUAUCAUAAAAACGACGGCUCUUUUGCUGUGUUUGAAGAGCACAGCAGCGGCAGCAGCUGGUUGACUGCUUACGUAGUCAAGGUGUUUUCCAUGGCAGAGAGGCUGAUCCAAGUGAAAAAAAAUUACAUUUGUGAUGCUGUGAAGUAUCUGAUCCUCACUGCUCAACAGCCUGAUGGAAUGUUUAAAGAAAUUGGAACCGUAAUCCAUGGAGAAAUGAUUGGAGAUGUGAAGGGCGGAGAUUCAGAUGCCUCCAUGACAGCGUUCGUCCUCGUUGCGUUGCAGGAGUCUCAUAGACAUUGUAAUGCGUCAAUUGGGAGUCUACCAGGGGCAAUAGAGAAAUCCAUCACCUUCCUGGAGAAGCGCUUGCCGUCCCUCACUAACCCUUAUGCAGUUGCCAUGACGUCAUAUGCUUUGGCCAAUGAAGGAAAACUGCAGAAGGAUGUGCUCUUCAGGUUUGCAGCUGCAGACCGAACCCACUGGCCUACUCCAAAGGGGCAUGUCUACUCUCUCGAGGCCACUGCUUAUGCUCUUCUGGCCUUAGUCAAGGUCAAGGCUUUUGAAGAAGCCAAACCUAUCGUGAGAUGGUUCAGCCAACAGAAGAAGGUGGAUGGUGGUUUCGGAUCCACUCAGGCGACUAUCAUUGUCUAUCAGGCCGUGUCGGAAUACUGGGCCAAUGCAAGAGAGCCACAGUACGAUCUGAAGGUGGACCUCAUGCUGCCAGGAAGGUCCUUACCUGACAGGUUCAGUCUUAACAGAAGAAACCAUUUUGCAACAAGAACAUCCAAGUUCAACGAGAUAAACCAAGAUGUGGAUGUGGUCGCGACCGGCACAGGAGAAGCCACUCUGACGAUGGUGUCGCUGUAUUACGCCAUACCAAAAGAAAAAGAAAGUGACUGUGGGAAGUUUAAUUUGUCGGUGCAGCUGAUCCCAGACACUGUUGAAGACGAUGAAGAAAUUUUCAAGUUGAGGAUUGAUGCUAUGUACAAACAUCCAGAUUUGGAUGCAACCAUGACAAUUUUGGACAUCGGCCUGCUGACUGGCUUCCUCCCCGAAACAAAGGACCUGGACGCGUUGGUCAGAGGAAAGGCUGCAGUUAUUUCAAAGUACGAGAUGAACAAAGGCCUGUCGGAGAGAGGUUCUCUCAUCAUUUACCUGGACAAGGUUUCUCACAAGCGUCCAGAAGAGAUCACAUUCAGGGUCCGUCGCACAAUGAAGGGGGGCAUUUUACAACCAGCUGCCGUGUCCGUCUAUGAAUACUACGACCAGACGCCAUGUAUGAAGUUUUACCAUCCGGAAAGAAAAGAUGGAAAGCUGCUCAGGCUCUGUACCAAAGAUGAAUGCAAGUGUGCUGAAGAGACCUGCAGUAUGCAGCAGAAAGGUGAAAUCAACAACAACCAGCGACUAGCCAAGCUGUGUGAGAGCACAGAGACCAACAGCAUAGAUUAUGCGUACAAAGUGUCUGUGGAGUCAUUUUCCGAUGCUUUGUCCACCGAUGUUUACACAAUGAAAAUCAUGCAAGACAUCAAAGAAGGAAGCCUGGACUUGAACAUUAAAGGAGAACUACGCAAGUUCCUUGGUUAUCCAUACUGCAGGGGGAGUUUCGAUUUGCAUUCCAAUAAAACCUACCUCAUCAUGGGUUCAUCCAGUGACACACACAAAGAUGAUACGGAUGGAACGUACCAGUAUGUGCUGGGGGAGAAGACAUGGAUCGAAUACUGGCCCUCACCCACCGAGUGUCAGGAGGAUCUGCACAGGAGUGCGUGUCUGGGUAUAAGAAAGAUGGUCAACAAAUACCAACUCGUGGGAUGUGAGCAGUAAUGUGUCCUGACAUGAAAUCAAACAAGAACCAUCUUUAAAUGAUGUUGCUUCCCUCACUGUGUUGUGAAAAGUAAACAUCAAUGCUUUUGCAGAUUGAUCACUUCAAUCCAGCCUCGCUGGAUUCAUUCCUGUUUUACUCUUAUUUUAUGUAAAAAGUGUCAAUAUUAGUCUGACUGACCUGUUUGGCACGGAAAUUUAAGAUAAUCUUAAAAUGGCCAGAAAAUAAAACACAAGAAAUUACGACUAUAA